Messenger RNA from Folsomia candida, 1388 nucleotides. RefSeq lists its product as uncharacterized. Bases 38 to 880 code for a protein of 280 amino acids. The record is from RefSeq and is a predicted model, not a curated record. NCBI's taxonomy places the organism in Eukaryota, Metazoa, Arthropoda, Collembola, Entomobryomorpha, Isotomidae. The transcript is spliced from 5 exons.
UGUCUGGUACACUCAUAUCAUUCAAUCCAACCAAACCAUGUUGAAAAUCAUCCUUUCCGUGACAUCUUUCUUCCUCGUUUUCUGUCCUUCGGACGUCUAUGGUCGUGGUCUCUGCGCCUCGAUAGCGAUGGAAAACUUCCCAUGCCAACCUAACUCUGGGCAGGUUUCUAGAAGAAUUAUAACCGUCCGAGAUUUGGCUUGGCUUCUCACCCCACACUCAUAUCUCAUAACUAAUGGCAAUCAGUACACCUUCCGAUCAUUGUACGAAACACUUCUCGGAUCUUGUGCAUCUGAUGAGACACAUCUUCAGCAAAUGCGGGCUGGGGCUGACUUCGAUAUGCGUAAUCUAGUCCUCUUUGUCGAACCAGUUUGGCGGAAGAACAGGACAGAUACUCCAUUUCUUCACAUGAUUUGUGAACCCGCAGUUAAUCAUGAAUUGUGGCGUUCCAUUUAUGAAACAAUGUUCAAGCUCAAGGUCCGAGAUUUUCCCAGCAUUGAGGCUGCUUUGAUAUCCAUGAUGGAAAAGCGACCGGAAAUUAAACAAGCUAUCCGAAAUUUCGGAAGGUUUAAUUGCAAGGCUAAUCCAACUUGUAAAAAUUCCAUGGUCUCAAAUCCUCUUUGCUCGCCAGGAGUUCGCAUGGAUCGGUUUAGUGAAUUGAACGUUGUGGUUUUUUGGACUGAUCACAUUAGCGACACGACCCGGACUGGGACAGGACUAGCGAUCGAAGGCUGUCUCAACGGGAAGCCAAGUUGGGCCGUAUUUUCCAAAGUACCACAUCAAUCUAGACAUAAUUUAGCAGAGAUAAAAAGUCUGAUUGAGGGACCAGAAGGUUACGGAUGGGGGACGCAUUGCUGGGGAAAUUUUAAUAUGUGGUACUAAUAUGUGAUUUGUGGUGUAUUUUCAAUUUAAAAUUCCCUCAAUACGUUUCUUGAAUUGUAUUGCCACAUAUUUAUUUCUGUACUGAUUUAUACGGCGACUGAACUGAAUUAUAUUUUCAACUAGAUUGAUUUCCAUAUUUCGAAAUAUUACGUUAAGGUAAAAAAUUAAUAGCUGACUGAAAGCAUUUAUGUAAAUAUGCUGACAAUUAAAAGAUAAUCUUCUGUAUAACUUGUCGAAAAAUUAGUAAUAUUUAAGAAAAUUGUGUAAAUUAAGUAUAUGUGAUUGUGACAUAAAGUAUGUAAAUGAGGCAAUAUUCCAUGCGUUUUAAAUGAAUCAAUUUAAUUGAACCUUUUUAAGGCGGAAUAGCAUGCUGGCUGAUGCGGGGUUUUUUGUUUGAAUUGUUGUGUCUCAACUUUCCCUUCCUCCAUGCAUUCAAAUGGCGAUUUUGAAAAAUGUUCACCGCCUUUCGUUUUUAACAAUAUGAAGAUAUUAAUGCACCUAAAAAUCG